AUGUCCGAGGUUGUGAAUCCUGCACACUUUCACGCAUACGCUGGAGCCAAUGUGGACAUGAGCGAAGCCAACAAAAGAAGAGUCUGCCAGGAACGUAAUAUCAGCUUCGAUGGAUCUUUGAUGAAUCAGAUCCUCCUCCGCCGCGGCCGCGGCCAAAAGCAGUGUCAUAUCGCGAUACUCAAAGCGAGGGACUUGAACUCAGAAGACAAGGGUGGCGACCGGAAUUCUGAUCAAUCGGAGCCUGACUCUGCACGAGAUAACGGGGAACUGGACCCCAACAGAGGCAGCUACAACGUUGACCAUGAGAGAAAUUACCUCGGUGAUCUAGACAAUGGCGACGAUCAAGAUGAGGACGUCGAUUCAGGUGCUGGCAGUUUUCGCCAUGACGAUGAAGAGGAAGGCUCUGAUGCCGAUGGUUCACAAGAGGAUAGCGAUGCCAGCGCCGAUGAGUAUUCUCCGAUAGACGUCACCGACCGUUGGCUCCUGAGGGAUGACUGGGACCGGGAAGAAACAGCUGGUGGUCCAGGUGAAACCUCAAAAAACGAGGGCAAGGAACACGCUUCCGAGGAGGAUGAGGAAGAUCCCUCAGAAAAUGAUACGGAGAGCCAUGGAAUCACUCCCGCCGCCGCUCCUGUCCAAUGUUCCUGA
Messenger RNA from Rhinocladiella mackenziei CBS 650.93, 648 nucleotides. RefSeq lists its product as uncharacterized. The transcript has 2 exons. Lineage: Eukaryota; Fungi; Ascomycota; Eurotiomycetes; Chaetothyriales; Herpotrichiellaceae. The record is from RefSeq and is a predicted model, not a curated record. Bases 1 to 648 code for a protein of 215 amino acids.